Molecule: messenger RNA, 1326 nt
Organism: Ostreococcus lucimarinus CCE9901
Lineage: Eukaryota; Viridiplantae; Chlorophyta; Mamiellophyceae; Mamiellales; Bathycoccaceae
Exons: 2
Biological process (GO): carotenoid biosynthetic process
Molecular function (GO): oxidoreductase activity, acting on paired donors, with incorporation or reduction of molecular oxygen
Source: RefSeq, a predicted model, not a curated record
AUGAAGGAUGAUCGCGAAUGGAUUGCGUUUCAACAGCGCAAGGUGUUUAGUGAGCAAAAGCAAAUCAAAGAGUACCUCAGUGCUUUGAACGACCGCGACAAGGUCGACGUUCUCGUUGUCGGUGCGGGCCCCGCAGGUCUGGCGAUCGCAGCGGAGACGGCGAAGAAGGGUCUUUCUGUUGGUCUCGUCGCACCAGACACCCCGUUCGUGAACAACUACGGAGUAUGGCUCGACGAGUUCAAAGAUCUAGGGCUCGAACACUGCUUGCUUCAUAAGUAUGACGACGCAUUGGUUUGGUUCGAUGAUUCUGAUCCUGCGAGUGGAACUGAACUCGGUCGACCUUACGGUCAAGUGUGCCGCAGGCGUCUUCGCGACCAUUUGUUGAAGGAGUGCGCGGCGGCUGGCGUCAAGUAUUUACCAGGCCUGGUAGAUUUUGUGCGUCACGGUGACGUCGAAAAGAACGAGUUAGCCGAAGCAAACAGAGGCCAGCAAUUCACGUUGAAUUCGCGUCUCGUCGUUGCCGGCACCGGUCACAACCGCGACAUGCUCAGCUACGAAGAGGGUGCGCCGCCGGGCUGGCAGACUGCGUAUGGCGUUGAGGUGCGCAUUCCGAACCACGGUUUUCCCGUGAACAAGGCCGUGUUCAUGGAUUUUCGUCAAAGCGAUCCGGAGGCGAUGAAAGAGGAACAAGACGAGGGCGUUUGGCGCGUGCCGUCUUUCCUUUACGUGUUACCCGUGGACAAGGAUGUGGUGUUCGUCGAGGAGACGUGCCUCGUCGCGCGCGUACAAGUGCCGUUCGAUGAACUCAAACGGCGAUUGUAUCGUCGUAUGAAGCGGAUGGGUAUGGAAAUCGUCGAAGAAGACAUCUUGGAAGUCGAGGCGAGUUGGAUUCCACUGGGCGGUACCCCGCCGGUUGCCCCGCAACGCACCAUCGCGUACGGUGCAGCAGCCGGCAUGGUCCACCCUGCGUCUGGCUACUCCGUCGUAAACAGUAUUAGCAAAGCUCCGCGUGUUGCGACGGCCAUGGCCGAAGGCUUGAAGGAGGGUGGCGAGAUUGAGGCGAGCCGAAGAGCGUGGGAAAUCCUUUGGGGUGCGGAGCCACGAAGACAAAUCGGUUUCUACCAGUUCGGUAUGGAGCUUCUCAUGUCGCUUCGCAUCGAGCAGAUGCGCAACUUCUUUAGUACCUUCUUUGCGCUUCCAACAAAUCUGAGCAGAGGAUUUUUGGGUAACAGAUUGUCGAGCUCAGAGUUGAUCAUGUUUGCUCUCACUACGUUCGCAAUUGGUAACAACGAACUUCGUGGGUUGUUGCUCGCUCACCUGGUUUCA